Molecule: messenger RNA, 2368 nt
Organism: Durusdinium trenchii
Lineage: Eukaryota; Dinophyceae; Suessiales; Symbiodiniaceae
Source: the annotation of a GenBank genome assembly
AAGCCAUUUUGGAGCUCCUUCGAAGUGCGGUGGAGAUCUCCUCAACCUUCCAGAGCUUUGAUGAAAGAUGGAGGAGGCUCCAACGCAUGUGCCACAGGCCGAGGAGACGCCCAGCGUGGAAGAUCUCGUGGACCCGAUGCCACUGGACCGGCCAGCCAAGAUGCGAAGAAUGGAGGAGCCAGCUACUCGUAGCGAGUCAUCAGCGUCACCGGAGAAGGGGAUCAGCCGAGCGGAUUCCCAAAACAUGAUCCUCCGCAUGAGCCAGAAGGGAAUGUCGGUGGACGCCAUUGCAGACGUGUGGAACGUGGAAGCUGUGGAAAUCGUAAAGACGCUCGAGCUGAUGCGAUCUGGAAAGGACAGCCAAAGCAGCACUGAAGUGGGGCAUGGCUGGACUGCCUGGGUGAAGCGACUUGUGGAGGACCCUCCUGAGCUUUGCUGUCCCAUAUCCCAGGAGUUGAUGGAAGAUCCUGUGGUCGCGGCAGAUGGAAUCACUUACGAAAGGCGUUGCAUCGCAGAGUGGUUUCAGUCGAACUCGGGCAGCCCAACCACUCGUGAGACUUUGUGGACUCAUGUGCUCAACCCCAGUCAGCACAUGAAGUCCGCGGUUAUCGCAUACAAGGAGAAAACAGUUCAGGAGAUUUUGUCCGUGGCCUCUCAAGUACCGACUGACGAUGCGCUGAAAUUGCUUUCGAGAGGUGAGCAGUUUGUCCGUGCGUCCUUGCCCGAUGCAUCUGCCAAGAAGAAGCUGUCUUCGUUGCUGCUCUUUCGGGGAAAGCGGAUGCCGCCAGGAAAUCGUCGUGCAGUCAUUGAAGAACUCGUGCCUAUGCUUCUAGAGGUUAGAGACAUGUCACAACUUCAGGAGUUGUUGGCAGACAUGGACGGGCAAGAGGUUCUGUGGUUCCUUCGCCAAGUAGAUGAGGAUAUGAUCAAAUCCUUGAGUGUGCCAGGCCCCCACAGGAUCUUGGUCUGCAAGGAGCUUACUCGCAGAAUCACAGAUUCGGCGAUCGCAGACGCACAAGCUGAGCGCUUGGGUUUCCUUUGGGACUUCCUUCUCCAACAAAAGGAUAACCAUGGUGACCAAGACUGGGUGCAAGCAGCAUCUUUAAUGCUGGCAGGUUUCCAUGGUAGACUGACAGCGAGACUGGAACAGCUUGACACGAAAUUGCUCCACCAUGCCUGCACUUUCCUGCAAAGCAAAGAGAGCGCCACUUCCUUCGCGAGGGACUUUUUCGGUUCCGACCUUGGCAUUUCCACCUUGGAGAAGUGGCCACCCAGCAAUUCGGCAUCCAUUCUUGUCGAACUGGCCUCGCGCAUGGACGACGACAAAGAUGAGGCGAAGCUGGACUUGCUUGUUGAAGCGCAUGGCAUUGAUGACUCUGAUGCACGUGUGUGUCGUGCCCUGUCGAAGCAGAUUUGUCGAUGUAUGUUGCGCCAACGCACGACAAGCGACAGCAAGCAUUUAGAAGGGUUGCUUCUGAACGUACAACUAGAGAACGAGGACAUUCCUGCAGAGGUGCUAUCCAAACUAUCCCUUGAGCAAGAAAGUCUCAAGAAUUUGCGUGGCUCGCAGCUCAUGCUUCUUGCAAAGAUGCUCGAAAAGGCCAACCGACGAGCAGAUGGAGCUCGGGUAGCUGUUGCCGCUGCAGAAGCCUUCUCUGCAGAUGAGAAGGAAGACAAAUUUUAUGGGGCCGUCACAUAUGCGCACUAUCUAGAUCGCACAAACGACGAUGCAUCCUUGAUGCUGUGCAACCUUCUUGGAAGUAUCCGAGGCAAGUGCAACGAACUUGAGAAGGCUCAACAAACAACAAAAGAGCUUCAGAGGGCUCAAGAGGCAGAGUGCAAGCAACUCAGCAAAAGAUGCCAAGAGCUUGAGAAGGCUCAGCAAGCUAUCAAACCUUCUGUGUGGCACUUGACAUGGGAUUUGUCAGGCUACGACUUCACCAACUUCACCGAAGGUCAGCGGCAGCUCAGCGAAAAGUUCCAGCUCGGGGCGUCCGGCGUCGCGGCGUGGCUCUGUUUGGUUCCCAAGGCUUCGCCAAACAAGGCCUCGCUGUAUCUUUACGUGAGCGAGCCCGUCCUGGUGAAGUGGAGGUUUCAAGUGGGCAGUUGGGAAGACACUAUAGAGUGGGAAUUUGCAAAAAAGGAAGAUGGCAGCUUGAAAGGCCGUGGUUGGAGAAAGGCAAUCCGGAUUUCGAACCUCGCUUCGGGCAUCGCCUUCGAUCUGCUGAGCGUCCGCCGCGCCGGGUCCUCCUUGCGGUUGGUCGCUCCGGGCUCUGGGUUCCGGGCUCCAUCAUCGAAGGAGCUUGUGCAGCUCGAUUGACUUGCGCAGGCUCUUUGCCGGGUUUGUGCCGGUUUAGACUCGACGAGG